Messenger RNA from Xyrauchen texanus (razorback sucker), 5099 nucleotides. RefSeq names its product NACHT, LRR and PYD domains-containing protein 3-like. Gene Ontology annotation, molecular function: protein binding. NCBI's taxonomy places the organism in Eukaryota, Metazoa, Chordata, Actinopteri, Cypriniformes, Catostomidae. The record is from RefSeq and is a predicted model, not a curated record. The transcript has 10 exons. The coding region runs from base 89 to 3463 and encodes 1124 amino acids.
ACGAAACCGAUAGAAUCUCGAGAUGGCUUAAGAAAGAAGGAAUAAAAGUACUGAAAUAUCGACACAUCUCACGAGUAUUACCUCGAAAAUGAAUCUUAAUGAGGAGAGAAAGGAGGGAGAUGUUCACAAUCAGAGAGCAACAUCUCCAGAUCCCAGCGGUGUCUCUAUGAAGAGCAACAACUCCAUGUUUAUUCCUCCUAAUCUCAGUGAUGGAGCAAUGACCUUUGACCCUGAUAUCGUCAGAAGCAAGAGAAAAAGAGCAACAUCUCCAGAUCCCAGCGGUGUCUCUAUGAAGAGUAGCAACUCCAUGUUUAUUCCUCCUAAUCUCAGUAGGGGAGCAAUGACCUUUGACCCUGACAGGGGGAAAAAGAGACCAGCAUCUUCAAUAUUCAGCCAUGUGUCUAUAAAGAGUAACAACUCCAUGUUGUUAAAUCCCCCUGAUCUCAGUGAUGGACCAGUGACCUCUGACCUUGUUGGGGAAAGAGCUGAACUGAUCAGAGCUUGGACGUCCAGCCAGAGAGAAGCAGUGGACGAUGUCCUACAGAGAGUCAAAGACACUCACAAAACCAUCAUGAAGAACAAGUAUGAGAGUUUAUUUGAGGGACUCAAACUACAAGAGAAUCAAACCCUCCUGAACAGGAUUUACACAGAGCUCUACAUCAUCGAGGAAGAGAGUGAAGGAGUGAAUGAAGAACAUGAGGUUUUACAGAUGGAGAAAAGUUACAGGACACUCCAAGACACUCCAAUCUAUUGCAAUGACAUCUUUAAACCUUUAACUGAACCAGGAUGUGAGGAGAAGAGAAGAGAAAACAUCAAGACUGUUCUCACUAAAGGCAUCGCUGGAAUUGGAAAAACAGUCUCUGUGCAGAAGUUCAUUGUGGACUGGGCCGAGGGAAAAGCCAAUCGGGAUGUUGAUUUCAUGUUUGUGCUUCCGUUUCGAGAGCUGAACUUAAUUAAAGAUGUGCAGUACAGUCUUCACAAACUUCUGCUGGACUUUCAUCCUGACCUUCAUGAUCUGGACUCAAAGAUCUAUGAUGAGUGUAAAGUUGUGUUCAUUUUUGACGGUCUGGAUGAAAGCAGAAUUCCUCUGAAGUUUUCAGACAGUGAGAAAGUUUCUGAUGUGUCCGAGACUUCAUCAGUGGGUGUGUUGAUGUCAAACCUCAUCAAAGGAGAUCUGCUUCCCUCCACUCUCAUCUGGGUCACCUCCAGACCAGCAGCAGCCAAUCAGAUCCCCUCAGAAUACAUCAACCGUGUGACCGAAAUCCAGGGAUUCAAUGACCCUCAGAAGGAGGAAUAUUUCAGGAAGAGAAUCAGUGAUGAGCAUCAAGCCAGCAGAAUCAUCUCAAACAUUAGAAGAGCAAGAAGCCUCCACAUCAUGUGCCACAUACCAGUCUUCUGCUGGAUCUCAUCCACUGUGCUUCAAAACAUCCUGAAACAAGAUGACAGUGUAGUAAUCCCCCAAACUCUGACUGAAAUGUACAUCCACUUCCUGCUCAUUCAGAUCAAUGUGAGGAAUCAGAAGUAUGAAGAGAAAAUCCUGCAGUCCAACAGAGAAGUGAUUGUGAAACUUGCUGAACUGGCUUUCAAACAGCUGAUGAAGGGCAAUGUCAUGUUCUAUGAGGAGGACCUGAUUGAGAGCGACAUAGACGUCACUGACGCCUCGGUGUAUUCUGGGAUCUGCACUGAGAUCUUUAAGGAGGAAUCUGUGAUUCAUCAGAGGAAAGUCUACAGCUUCAUUCAUCUGAGCUUUCAGGAGUUUUUUGCAGCAUUUUAUGUGUUGUUCUGCUUUUUACACAAGAACUGUGAGGUGCUGAACAUGUUUCUGAGAGGAAGAUCUAAAAUUUUCUGUAAGGAUGUUUCGUUGUGUACGAUUCUGAAGGGGGCAAUGAGUAAAGCCUUGGCGAGUAAAACUGGACAUCUGGAUCUUUUCCUUCGUUUCCUUCAUGGCAUCACACUGGAGUCCAAUCAAAGACUCUUACAGGAUCUACUGAUACACACCGAGAACUAUCCAAGUUUGAGGAAGGAUAUAAUCAAAAACCUCAAACGAGGUCAAAAACAAAAUGUCAGUCCAGAACGAUGGAUGAAUCUCUCACAAUGCUUGAUUGAAAUGAAAGAUAAUUCUGUUGUUGAAGAAAUGAAGGCAUCUUUAAAUUCUAAAACAAAGAAACAUCUUUCUCUUGUACAAAGUUCAACUUUGGCCGACGUGAUCCUGAUGUCAGAGGAGGUACUAGAGGAGUUAAACCUUAAAGAAAUACAAGUAAAAACAAGAAAUUGUUUUCAGAGACUUGUACCAGCUGUGAGGAACUGCAGAAAAGCUCUAAUGGUAAACUGUAAACUUACUGAUCAGUGCUGUAAAAGUAUUGCAUCUGCUCUACAAUCAUCAAACUCUCCUCUGAGAGAGCUGGAUCUGAGUAACAAUGACCUGCAGGAUUCAAGAGUGAGGCUCAUCUCUGAUGCACUGAAGAGUGCAAACUGUCAACUGGAGAUACUGAGAUUAUCAGGCUGUAAUCUCACUGAUCAGCACUGUGAACUCGUGUCGUCAACUAUACAAUCAUCAAACUCUCCUCUGAGAUAUCUGGACCUGAGUAACAAUGACCUGCAGGAUUCUGGAGUGAAGCACAUCUCUGAUGCACUGAAGAGUACAAACUGUCAAGUGGAGAUACUGAGAUUAUCUGGCUGUAUGGUGACAGAGGUCGGCUGUUGUUAUUUGGCUUCAGCUCUACUGUCAAACAAUUCACACCUGAAAGAGCUGGAUCUGAGCUACAAUCACCCAGGAGAAUCAGGGGUCAAACUGCUCACUGAGAGACUAGAUGAUCCAAACUGCACAAUGGAUAAGCUCAAUGUGGAUCAUGGUGCAGAGUUCAGAAUUACUCAAGGACCACAAAAAUGGGCUUGUGAUCUCACACUGGAUCCAAACACAGUAAACACUCAUCUCAUUCUGUCUGAGGAGAAGAAACGUGUGGCAAUUGUGGAAGAGAUACAACCAUAUCCUGAUCAUCCAGAGAGAUUUGAUGAAUGUUAUCAGGUUCUGUGUAGAGAGAGUCUGACUGGACGCUGUUACUGGGAGGCUGAAUGGAACGGGCGGACUGAAAUGUCAGUGACAUAUAAAGGAAUAAAGAGGAAAGGAGGUAACUGUACGUUUGGGACCAAUGAAAAGUCCUGGAGUCUGCUCUACUCUGGUGUAAGAUUCACUGUCAUUCACAAUAAGAAGGAAACUGACAUACCUACCUCCUUAUAUCCUAAGAGAGUAGGAGUGUAUCUGGAUUGGAAGGCCGGCACUCUGUCCUUCUACAGCGUCUCUGACACACACACACUCACACACAUACACACAUUCAACACCACAUUCACUGAACCGCUCUAUGCUGGAUUUAAAGUGUAUUGUUCCUCAGUGACACUGUGUCACAUUAAACAGCCUCUUGUGAGAUACAGAGACAACACGCACACAAAUGGGGUAAAGGAAUAAGUUAAGUAGAACUCUGACUUUAUCACUAUUUAAUCUCAACUUUUAGGGGUGGGUGAUAUGACCAAAAUUUCAUUUUAUUUCACGAUAACUAUAAACAGUUUACUGUAUAUCACGAUGUAUCACGAUCUUUCUGAAGAAGUAAAAAUGGUAGAUUUUUUUUAAAUUCAAUCCUGUCAGAUGAUUAUGAAAAUGCUGACACUUGCCAGAGAACCCAGGCUCAGGAUGUCCACACCAGAACAUUCAGCCGGAAGAGGAAGACCAGGGAUGACCUAAAGAGCAUGUUGCUUUUGUAGAGACCAAUAUGAUGGUUUCAUGCAGGCUGAGCAACCUCGUCAGCAACAUGAGAAAGAAACACUACGGUUGGAUCAAAGUGCAAAUGGAUGUGGAGGAGCGCCACAUACAAGCACAGAGAGAAGAAUGCCAGGAAAUGAAUAAAAUGUUCAUGACGGUGCUUGACAGAAUUUUUGAUAUUUUAGCUGCUUCGUCACAACACCAAGCACCCCCGCAGUUACAAUGUUUACCCGGUUUGAGACAACAUGACAUAUACAAACCUACAACCUCAUACUCAACAGCACAUGCUCUCUCCAGAAGCACCAUCGCCAUCUUAUCAUAAGCUCUAGAUCUCCUUCACAUGAGAGCUUUUCUCAAAACAAUUUUGCUGCAUGUUUAUUGCAGUUUAUUCCAAUUGCUAACACACUAAAAUGACAUGUAUAGCACAAUUAUUUAAACUGACACACCUCUUCUCAAGUCUCCAAAAGUCUAAACACAUUUUCUGCUUUACACACAUUUUGCAAUUCAAAAUGGCACUUUUUACAUGCACUGCACACGGUUCUCUGCAUAACACACAACAAUCUGACAUAAAGUCACAUGUUUGCCAUUUCAAAACACUGCCAUUGAAAAUGACACUACAUGAGCUGAUUGGCCAAUACAUGUGCCACCUGACCAAACACCUCAAUGGCUAAUGGUUAGCACUUCAAUCAGGAAGUAAGCACUAUGAAAAGACCACAGGAUUCAGGGAUGGAUAAGGCACUCAAGGCGCUUCUUCCCUCGAUGUCUGGUAAGGGAAGAUAUUGCCUGUGAUGUGGACGAGGCGUUGAGGCCAGACCCAGCUGUGCGGCAAGAUGCUGCAUUAUUUUUCUUGCCUCUUUUUUUUUUUUUCUAUAUAUUUUUUCUGCAAUUUUCUUUUUCAGUUUACUGUUUUUUGUGAGCAUGUUUUUGUUCAGUCCAUUGUAAAGAUAUCUGCUGUGCAUGUGUUGCACUGACUUGUUUGGUGAAAAAUAAAAAAAUGAAUGUUUCAACAGCAUGUGUGUGUGUAUUUGCAAAUAUUUCUUUGCAUGUGAACAAUUGGAAGAAUUUUCUACAAUUUGUACUAUUUUAGUAUUCUGGAAAAGCAUACUAAAGAUGAGAGUGCUUUUCAUUAUGCCCAACAGUGCGUAGUUGGUUAGACAAAAGUCUGGUAAUAUGAAUGAAGUGUGUGUCAUUUGGUGGAAACGUUUGAUUUUGAUAAUGCCAUGUGUAGUUUUGGUUUCAGUGCUUCAUUUUGCAGGAUAUAUGAGGUAGUUUGCUGUUUGAGUGUGUGGUUUUGUGAUUUGUGUUAAGUAUUUUGAUAAAACCAGCUUAGUUUGCAAAAUUGUGU